AUGCCUAAUACGAGUAGCAGUGUACCAUUCCUGCUGAGCUCGUCAAUGAAUAGUAUCCGGUCGCGGAGACCAUCAGCUUGCCUCUCUGGCUCACAGGGGUCUGGUCUGUUGCAGCAGCUGGGCUCUGGCAUGGUAAGACAGCUCUCAUCACAGCAGGUCAACGGAAGGGCAUUUCCUAGCUGCAAUGAGUUGGUUAUGACUACUUCUAAGUAUUAA
Molecule: messenger RNA, 216 nt
Organism: Nezara viridula (southern green stink bug)
Lineage: Eukaryota; Metazoa; Arthropoda; Insecta; Hemiptera; Pentatomidae
Source: the annotation of a GenBank genome assembly